This is a messenger RNA of Fusarium redolens, 958 nucleotides long. RefSeq lists its product as uncharacterized. Lineage: Eukaryota; Fungi; Ascomycota; Sordariomycetes; Hypocreales; Nectriaceae. The coding region runs from base 78 to 905 and encodes 275 amino acids. The transcript has a single exon. The record is from RefSeq and is a predicted model, not a curated record.
CUCAUAAGCAAAGCCUUCUUACUUUUUUGAGUUUACCGAUUCAAUAAUCUCCUAAGCUUAAAAUAACGACCUCCACCAUGAAGUCUUGGUUCCUUGCCCCUGACUUUACCUUCACUCCUGACGGACCCCUCCAGCUUGGCGCCGUCAUCCCUCAUCCUAGUCGUCCGACUCAGACCCUUGCAUCACCCCGCACCGACUCAAUCACGCUUCCUGAAGUCCAAACUCUGAUUGAGACGAACCAUUCUCAUUCAAAUGAUGUCACGCGAACGGCGGGUGUUAAUCUCUUUGCCAAAUUUGCAGAGCUUGCUUCUGCAUCUAUCGGCUAUGAAACCAGUCGUCGCAACGCUCUUGAGUAUGGGACGGUUGACCAUGAAGUUCGAUCAUUAGUGGCGCCAUUCACGAAGGAGUUUUUGCAGAGUAUUGUCAAUACGGAGGCAGUUAGAGAGCAUAUUGACUCUGCCAUGUUUGGAAAGCGAACAGUUUACUUCGUUUCCGGACUCAGAGUUACCAAUUCCCCCUUCACAGUCACCAAAGAAAAAGGAAGUGGACAUAAUACCUCACUUUCAGCUUCUGGCCCAGCGGGACCGGUUCCCGUGGAAGUUGGCGCCGGCAUUUCCGGUGGAAAAGAGAGUUCCAAGACUGAUUCUUACGAAACUGCUCCGGGCAUCAUCUUUGCCUACCGUCUUCAUGCCAUACGUGUUCGAGGCAGCGGCACCGUCGGCUCGGAGAUGUUCUCCAACAAAAAGGCCUUCAUGUCUGGCAGACCCGGGCCUGAUCCUGAGCCCUUCGAAGUUGUUGACGUCACCGCUGAAGUGUUGAAGGGUGAUAAGGAGGAGGAGGAUGCGCCAAAGUAUGCGAUGGAAGAUCUUGGAGAUGGAGAAUACUGCCUGUUAGCAAAGCCAUAGAUCUGCGCCUCUUUAUCCCGAUCACGAGUCUCAAAUAAGGAACGAAUGCUGGU